Molecule: messenger RNA, 920 nt
Organism: Acaulospora colombiana
Lineage: Eukaryota; Fungi; Glomeromycota; Glomeromycetes; Diversisporales; Acaulosporaceae
Source: the annotation of a GenBank genome assembly
AAGUUUUAAGCGAGAUCGUAAAAAGUGCAGUGCGGGAAGAAUUCUCCCGGCAAAAGCCUGCUAAUCGGAUCCCAGUAUCCAAUAUUUCUGAAACAAUGAUGAAUAAAAUCAUGAAUGACCUUGGAAUAAAGACCGUCGAAUUAACAGGUCAAGACUUCCAACAACUUGAUCUCGUGACAUGCCAACCGUUUAUAUGGGAUAUGGAGAGGGAGGAGGCUCAGCAGAUGCAUAAUGUUGAGAUAUGGUUUAAGAAUGCGCUAAACCUAUCAAGAGAUUUUCAUGUGAAGGAUAUCCAUACGCAAGUGAACUAUCAGCGACCUUUACAAGGAGCGAACGUUGUUUUAACAGGUGGCUCUGAUAUAUCUAUUGGACCAAGUGGGACAGCUUGCGUCUGGAUUGAAACCAAGAAAACAAAGGAGGAUUUCAAAGAAGGUCAAGCUAUCGGGGAGUUAUUUCUAAUAGAUAACAUUCAUGUUCUAAAUGCAAUGGUCGUCUUGACGGAUUGCAAUGACCAUUGGAUUAUUUUCUAUUUCUUGAAAAAUGAGGAUGGCGUACAAUGCAUUGCGAAAUCUAAAAUUGGUGAUCGUGGUACGGCCUUGGCGAUAAUUAGACAGUUCUUACUCGAAGAAGGAAUCAAUCUUUCCACUUGGACAGGAAAGGACGUCACCUACUCAGUAAACAAACUUGUACCUUGUCUAAAGAAAACGAAGUUUCUUGAACGCAUACCUGAAGAUGAUGGGACCAGAAUGGCAGACAUGGUUGACGACAUGUCUGAACAGGAAUUAUUCAAUAUGACGGCUCGCAAAAGGUUAAGGAUGCUAAGAAAUUGGUGUAGAUUAGAUGAACAACCACAAGUAGAUCAACUUAUUAGACAGUUUAGUGAUGAUUAUGAAAAUCCACCACCGAUGAUGUUCGCAUAA